This is a messenger RNA of Moneuplotes crassus, 351 nucleotides long. NCBI's taxonomy places the organism in Eukaryota, Ciliophora, Spirotrichea, Euplotida, Euplotidae. The record is from the annotation of a GenBank genome assembly.
UGUAGAAAUCUUUUAAAAUAACAAAUAUUAGAUAUUAAAAGGCUUCAUCUAAUGUCUUUCCUGCUUCAAAUGCUGUGCAUUCUGGAGCUUCACCAGUGUGAGGCAACUUCUCCCAUACAGUGACAUGUGCAUACUCAUCAUCUCCAAUUUUAAUCUUAACUUGCCAAUUUGUUCCUGCUACGACCUGCUUUGAGUAAUGAAUAACUUCAAAAGUAUCAAAAGAUGUUCCUGCUUUGGCUUCUAUUUGAUCUUUCCAUCCUGAGAUUUUAGUCAAGCAAUCAGCAUCUGCUUGUACGUGGCUGAAUCCUCCCAUCAUCAUUUUUUAUUGAUUUUUCUUAAUUAAUAUUUUAU